GCGGCGGCGAAGAAAGUUUUUUGCAACACUCUUGGGCACCUGACUCCGCAUCUCUCUCCCGUGCGCUCUCUGGAGUGAGGCGUACCAAGGGAAGCAGCCGAGCCUGGGAGCGGACAAAGCUUUGGAGGCAAAAGUUUCUGCUUUCUUUCCUUUGGUUUUUCUUGGAUUGGGUUUACAGCCGGGGAGAUCCCAGCAACCGAAUCAAGCUCUCGCCUUCAACCUUUGCUUUUGGGCGGGGGAGAACAUGUUCCUUGUCUGUGAAACAAGUCGCGAUUUAGAUGGAAAUUUGCUGACUUGAGACUCGACCGGCUUCCCUUUUUGCAGAAAGUGAGAGAAGGGUGUUAAUUACCCACCUGGUUGUUGACUUUUUUUGUGUGCGUGUGUGUGUGUGUGCUGAUUUUCUCCCACCCACUUCUUCUACCCGGAGCCCCAGGUUUUGUUGGAGCUAUAUAUGGAGGGAUCUCAGAAUGGUUUGCAACAGGAAAACCAAAACUUUAGUGUCCACAUGCGUGAUUCUCAGCGGGAUGACUAACAUCAUCUGCCUGCUGUACGUGGGCUGGGUCACCAACUAUAUCGCCACGGUUUCUGUGAAAGUUCAGGAGCCGAUCUCGGAGAAAAAGUUAGAGGAAGACAAAGGAGACACUCUAAGGAUUAUAGAAAGGCUGGACCACUUGGAAAGUGUCAUCAAGCAGCACAUCCAAGAAGCACCAUUGAAACCAGAAGAAAAUCCUGCAGAUGCAUUCAUUGAUUCAUCCCUCUUUGCUCACUGGGGCCAGGAUCUGAGCCCGGAGAACCAACGAACUGCUCUUAAACAGUUCCAGUAUUAUGGGUACAAUGCUUACCUGAGUGAUCGCUUGCCACUAGACAGACCCUUGCCUGACUUUAGACCUACUGGGUGCAAGAAUCUCACCUUUCCAGAGAAUCUUCCCGAGGUCAGCAUUGUUUUCAUAUUUGUGAAUGAAGCCCUUUCAGUGAUUCUACGGUCUAUUCAUUCUGCAAUCGACAGGACUCCUGCUCAUUUGUUGAAAGAGAUUAUUUUAGUGGAUGACAAUAGUAACAAUGAAGAGCUGAAAGAGAAGCUAAAAGAAUAUGUUGAUGAAUUGAACAUACGGAAACCAGGGUUCAUUAAGAUGGUCCGCCACAGCAAGCAAGAGGGGCUGAUUCGAUCUCGUGUUAGUGGUUGGAGGGCAGCUACUGCUCCAGUAGUUGCACUCUUUGAUGCACACGUAGAAUUCAACGUCGGCUGGGCUGAGCCAGUACUCACCAGGAUAAAAGAAAACAGAAGACGAGUUAUAUCUCCAUCAUUUGAUAAUAUCAAAUAUGACAACUUUGAACUAGAAGAAUACCCACUAUCUGCCCAAGGAUUUGAUUGGGAAUUAUGGUGUCGAUAUCUAAAUCCACCAAAAUCAUGGUGGAAGUUGGAAAACACUACGGCUCCUAUAAGGAGUCCGGCACUGAUCGGAUGUUUCAUAGUAGACAGGGAGUAUUUCCAAGAAAUUGGUCUACUAGAUGAAGGCAUGGAGAUCUAUGGAGGUGAAAACGUGGAACUUGGGAUCAGAGUCUGGCAAUGUGGCGGUAGUGUUGAAGUCCUACCUUGUUCUAGGAUUGCCCAUAUUGAACGAGCCCAUAAGCCAUACACAGAAGAUCUAACAUCCCAUGUCCGAAGAAAUGCAUUAAGAGUGGCUGAAGUUUGGAUGGACGAAUUCAAAAGCCAUGUUUACAUGGCAUGGAAUAUUCCUCAGGAGGAUUCUGGAAUUGACAUUGGGGAUAUCUCGGAGAGGAAGGCCUUGAGGAAAAAGCUGCAGUGCAAGACCUUCCGGUGGUAUCUUGUCAGUGUUUAUCCCGAGAUGAGAAUGUACUCUGACACUGUCGCCUAUGGGGUGCUACAGAAUUCCCUAAAAAGUGAUCUGUGCCUUGAUCAGGGACCAGAUACAGAAAAUAUUCCAAUCAUGUACAUCUGCCAUGGAAUGACACCACAGAAUGUCUACUAUACAGGUAACCAACAGAUUCAUGUGGGUGUUCUUAGUCCUACCAUUGAUGAUGAUGACAACAGGUGCCUGGUCGAUGUGAACAGCAGGCCAAGACUUAUUGAAUGUAGUUAUGCCAAAGCCAAAAGAAUGAAGCUUUAUUGGCAAUUUACUCAGGGAGGUCCAAUCCAGAACAGAAAAUCCAAACGUUGCCUGGAACUGCAGGAAAACAGCGACAAUGAAUUCGGAUUCCAACUAGUUCUCCAGAAAUGUUCUGGCCAGCACUGGUCUAUAACAAACAUCCUGAAAAGCUUGCCGACAUAGACUUUUGAGUGGGAGUGGAGAUCUUUUCAUUACUCUUCUUGCUACUAUGUAGCGAAAGUUUCGCAAUGACACCUGCAGUUUCCCUCCUUGUUUCAUUUUUGUGUGAGUGUGUGAAUGUCCACUUGAGGGCUAAGAACAGACACUUUUAUUUCAUAAUGGCAUUUUCAUGUGAUUUACAGAUUGGUUCUGAAUGGCAGGUGAUGGUAGAAUAUGUUAAAGUAUUUUGCAAUUGUACAUAGGGGGAAAAUGGAAAAUAUUUAUA
This is a messenger RNA of Pseudonaja textilis, 2553 nucleotides long. It is a transcript of the gene GALNT18, whose product is annotated as polypeptide N-acetylgalactosaminyltransferase 18. Gene Ontology annotation, biological process: protein O-linked glycosylation. Gene Ontology annotation, molecular function: polypeptide N-acetylgalactosaminyltransferase activity. NCBI's taxonomy places the organism in Eukaryota, Metazoa, Chordata, Lepidosauria, Squamata, Elapidae. The record is from RefSeq and is a predicted model, not a curated record. Gene Ontology annotation, cellular component: Golgi apparatus.